AUGGGUCUCCGUAAGAAGAGCAGCAAGAACCCGCCGAUGCUGAGCCAAGAGUUCAUCCUGCAGAAUCACGCGGACAUCGCCUCCUGCGUGGGCAUGUUCUUCCUGCUGGGGCUCAUGUUCGAGGGCACGGCAGGAGUGUCCAUCGUGUUCCUCACCCUUCAGCAUGCGGUCACGGUGCCGGCAGCCGGGGAGCCAGCCUCAGGGGGCUCCAGGUCCCUGUACCAUUAUGGGGUCAAGGACCUGGCCACGGUGUUCUUCUACAUGCUGGUGGCCAUCAUCGUGCACGCCACCAUCCAGGAGUACCUUUUGGAUAAAAUAAACAGGAGAAUGCAGUUCACCAAAGCCAGACAGAGCAAGUUUAACGAAUCCGGCCAGUUGAGCGUCUUCUACUUGGUGUCUUGCAUCUGGGGCGCAGUCAUUCUCAUCUCUGAAAACUGCCUGUCUGACCCCAGUCUCCUGUGGCGGGUGCAUCCCCAGAACAUGAUGACGUUUCAAAUGAAGUUUUUCUACAUAUCGCAGUUGGCUUACUGGUUUCACAGCUUUCCGGAGCUCUAUUUCCAGAAAACCCGAAAGCAGGACCUCCCCCGCCAGCUCAUCUACAUCGGCCUUCACCUCUUCCACAUUUGCGGAGCUUACCUCUUGUAUUUGAACCACCUGGGCCUCCUCCUGCUGGUGCUGCACUACUUGGUGGAGCUUCUGUCCCACGUGUGCGGCAUGUUCUACUUCAGCGACGAGAAGUACCAGCGAGGCGUCUCCCUGUGGACCCUCGUGUUUAUCCUGGGGAGACUGAUGACCCUCGUGGUGUCGGUGCUCACCGUGGGGUUUCACCUGGCAGGAUCACAGACUCGGGACCCAGAGGCCCUGGCUGGCAACGUGAACGUGCUGGCUGCCAAGAUCGCCGUGCUGUCUUCCAGUUGUACCAUCCAAGCCUACAUCACAUGGACUCUGAUCACUGUGUGGUUGCAGAGGUGGGCAGAAGAUGCAGGGCUGCAGGCCUCCAACGCCAAGAAGAAGCGACCCGCGUCCAAAAGCAAGACAUGCAGAAAGGGAAUGGAGAAUGGCCUGGAGCCCCUGGGCAGAGCAGAUGCGCUUCCCAAGAGGAAAGAGAGAUCUUCCUAG
Ochotona curzoniae (black-lipped pika) is the source of this 1119-nucleotide messenger RNA. It is a transcript of the gene TRAM1L1, whose product is annotated as translocation associated membrane protein 1 like 1. Gene Ontology annotation, biological process: protein insertion into ER membrane; SRP-dependent cotranslational protein targeting to membrane, translocation. Bases 1 to 1119 code for a protein of 372 amino acids. The transcript has a single exon. Gene Ontology annotation, cellular component: endoplasmic reticulum membrane. The record is from RefSeq and is a predicted model, not a curated record. Lineage: Eukaryota; Metazoa; Chordata; Mammalia; Lagomorpha; Ochotonidae.